Molecule: messenger RNA, 1681 nt
Organism: Helicoverpa zea (corn earworm)
Lineage: Eukaryota; Metazoa; Arthropoda; Insecta; Lepidoptera; Noctuidae
Gene: Dbp80
Product: DEAD-box helicase Dbp80
Exons: 2
Coding region: 165-1565 (466 amino acids)
Biological process (GO): poly(A)+ mRNA export from nucleus
Cellular component (GO): cytoplasmic stress granule; nucleus
Molecular function (GO): ATP binding; RNA helicase activity; RNA binding
Source: RefSeq, a predicted model, not a curated record
GCCGGCCGCAGCCGCGCUCGUCAAUGUCAUUUAAUUUUUGUCUUUGUCUAUCCUAUUGUCAAAUUCUAGAAAUUUGCAGUUGCACGCAUUGCUUAGGUGUUAUAGUUGAAUGGCCGUUGAAUAUUGUUUUCUAAUAUCACUCAAAUAAUUAACAGAUUCUCAAAAUGGCUAAUCAAUGGGGACAAAAAGCUGAAGAGUUGGAGGUUUCAAAUAAAAUAGCUGGACUCGGUUUGAAUAAAAAACCUCUCAAUCAGUCUGCAGACUCUGAUGAAUCCCCUGAUGCAGCUAACCCAGCCGACACUUCGCUUUUGAUGAAAAUUAUAAGACAAGGCUUAGUUGAGUCCAAGUUGGACAUAGAAGUUCAGAGAAAAGAUCCAAACUCUCCUCUUUAUUCCGUAAAGACAUUUGAAGCAUUACACUUGAAACCCAAUCUUUUAAAAGGUGUCUAUGCUAUGGGUUUCAAUGCUCCUUCUAAAAUUCAAGAGACUGCCUUACCAACCCUGUUAGCUGACCCUCCACAAAAUAUGAUUGCUCAGUCUCAGUCAGGUACUGGUAAGACUGCAGCUUUUGUGUUAGCUAUGUUAAGCAGAGUUGAUUCCAGUAAAAAUUAUCCUCAAGUUCUUUGUUUGAGUCCUACCUAUGAGUUAGCAAUUCAAACUGGAGAAGUUGCUGCCAAAAUGGCAAAAUUCUGUCCAGAGAUCAAAUUGAAGUAUGCUGUGAGAGGUGAAGAGGUACCUAGAGGAACUAAGAUCACUGAUCACAUUAUAAUUGGAACACCAGGGAAAAUGCUUGAUUGGGGUGUCAAAUUUGGCAUGUUUGAUAUGACUAAAAUUAGAGUAUUUGUACUGGAUGAAGCUGAUGUGAUGAUUGAUAGACAAGGCCAUCAAGACCAAUGUAUUCGGAUUCACAAAUGCUUACCUUCAACAUGUCAAAUGAUGUUUUUCUCUGCUACUUAUGAUGCUGCUGUUAUGGAAUUUGCAGAAAUUAUUGUUCCCAAUCCCAUCAUUAUCAGACUUUUGCGUGAAGAAGAGUCUCUGGAUAAUAUAAAGCAAUAUUAUGUUAAAUGCAAGAACCCAGAAGAGAAGUACAGAGCCAUUUGUAACAUUUAUGGUGUAAUAACAAUUGGUCAAGCAAUUAUAUUUUGUCAUACAAGAAAAACUGCUAGCUGGCUGUCUGAGAAAAUGUCGAAAGAUGGACACUCUGUAGCUGUAUUAUCUGGUGAAUUGACAGUUGAACAAAGGAUAGCAGUACUUGAUCGUUUCAGAGCUGGUUUAGAAAAGGUACUGAUAACUACAAAUGUGCUGUCCCGAGGAAUAGAUGUUGAACAAGUGACUUUGGUUGUUAACUUUGACAUGCCUAUGGAUAUGGAAAAGAAAGCUGAUUGUGAAACUUACUUGCACAGAAUUGGGCGCACUGGUCGUUUUGGUAAAGCUGGUAUUGCAAUAAAUUUAAUUGACUCCUCUCAAACCAUGAAUAUUUGCAAAGAGAUAGAAGCUCAUUUUGGGAAGAAAAUUCAAUUGCUAGAUAUUGAAGAUGCAGAAGAAAUUGAAAAAAUUGGUGCUUGAGAAGCAUUUGUUUUGUUAUCAUAAUAUUAAGGAUUAUUAUGAUUGCUUGAAGCUUAAAUUUUAAGUACUACAUUGUUUAAGUAACAUACAUAUUUGAAUAAAUAAUUAAUUUUGUA